Macadamia integrifolia is the source of this 4279-nucleotide messenger RNA. RefSeq names its product putative receptor-like protein kinase At3g47110. Bases 212 to 2539 code for a protein of 775 amino acids. The record is from RefSeq and is a predicted model, not a curated record. The transcript is spliced from 2 exons. Gene Ontology annotation, molecular function: protein binding; protein kinase activity; ATP binding. Lineage: Eukaryota; Viridiplantae; Streptophyta; Magnoliopsida; Proteales; Proteaceae. Gene Ontology annotation, cellular component: plasma membrane. Gene Ontology annotation, biological process: hormone-mediated signaling pathway; protein phosphorylation.
UUUUAUAAACUAUCCGAUACUUUCUCACCGAUUGAUCCUUUAUUCAAGAGAAGACUUGAUGAAAGGAUAGGGUCUUCCCUUUGCGUGAGAACUGGGAGAGAAUUCAUUAUGCAAAACUCAUCAUUUCUCCCUCGACUCUGUGGACUUGCAACAUAUGUAGCUGUCUAUAUAUAUCUUUCAAGCUUCUGCAAGUCGAUACAAGACCUGCACAAUGGAUCAUCAGCAAGAAGAAGUGAGGUUAAGAGUGUUUCGUUUUAUCUUCACUCAUGCCAUCCUCCUCUGUUUCAUGGGGUCACACCUCUCAUCUGCCAACUCCAACCUCGGAAACCACUCGGAUUUCCUGGCUUUACUAGCAUUCAAGGAUGGAAUAACUGAAGACCCACUUCACAUUAUGAAAUCCUGGAACCACACUCUCCAUUUCUGUAAGUGGACCGGAGUCACAUGCAAACCUUCAAACCAAAGAGUUACUCUUCUCAACUUAGAUUCUCAAAGGUUAGUUGGAUCUUUAUCUCCUUCCAUUGGAAAUCUUACUUUCCUUUCUGCUAUCAACCUGCAAAAUAAUAGCUUCCAUGGCGAGAUUCCUCAAGAAAUCGGUCGUUUGACACGCUUACAAGAUAUCAGUAUGGCAUUCAAAUUCAUAGGAGGCAAUAUUCCUUCCAAUCUCUCUCACUGCAUGAACCUCAGAACCCUUAAUUUAUCUCACAACAACAUCUCAGGGUACAUCCCCGACCAACUUAGUUCACUCUCCAAGAUACAUUCUUUUGGCCUAGCAAUUAACUCUCUUACGGGAAGCAUCCCACCGUGGAUAGGGAAUUUUUCAUCUCUAUUCACUUUCUCUCUUUUACGUAAUAGUUUCCAAGGAACCAUACCGGAUGAACUUGGACGGCUAUGUUGCUUAGGAAAAUUUCAAGUUUCCGGUAAUGAACUCUCUGGUGAAAUCCCUUCAUCCCUUUACAAUAUCUCCUCCAUUUAUUUCUUCUCUGUCUCAGAAAACCGUUUGCAGGGUAGCUUUCCAAUCGACGUAGGCCUCAAUCUCCCUAACCUUCAGAUAUUUUAUGUGGAUCUAAACAAUUUUACAGGAUCCAUUCCUAUGUCCUUGUCAAAUGCUACUGAGCUUGAGGAGAUUGAUUUCGGCGGAAACGGUAUGACUGGUCUUGUACCUGUGAAUCUAGGGAGCUUAAAGCGUUUAACUAAACUUAGUUUUCAGAACAAUUCCCUCGGAAGUGGGCAAUCCAGUGAUUUGGACUUCCUCAUCUUCUUGAACAAUUGUACGAAUCUACAAGUGCUUAGUCUAGCUAUCAAUCUUCUCGGAGGUGAACUGCGAGAUUCCAUAGGCAAUCUCUCGUCUCUGCUUACAGAACUUAUUUUGGGUUCAAACCUGAUUCAUGGAAGCAUUCCUGCGGGUAUUGGUAACCUUGCCAGCCUGACAGUACUUGGCAUGGAGGAGAACUUGUUCAGUGGCAGUAUCCCUGCUACCUUGGGGAAGCUUAAGAAAUUACAGAAAUUUGCUUUGGGUUACAACAGAUUGUCAGGUCUAAUUCCUUCCUCACUAGGCAACUUGACCCAAUUGAGUAAUCUCUACAUGAUGGAGAAUAACUUAGAAGGAAACAUACCUGCCAGUCUUGGAAAUUGUCAAAAUUUGCUAGAAUUGGACUUCUCUUCUAAUAAAUUAAAUGGUACCAUACCAAAAGAAGUUAUAGGUAUUCCUUCCCUUUCUAUUUCAUUUAUUGUGGGACGUAAUUCUUUAACUGGUUCAUUACCAUUAGAAGGGGGUAACUUGAAAAAUCUCGGGGCGUUGGUAAUCGCUGAGAACAAUUUUUCAGGUGAAAUACCAAACACACUUGGCAGUUGUGUUAGCUUGGAACGCCUAUAUAUGGCCGGUAACUCCUUUCAAGGAUCAUUGCCUCUUUCCUUUGAGAAUUUAAGAGCACUACAAGAAGUGGAUCUUUCACGCAAUAAGCUAUCCGGGGUGAUUCCAGAGUAUCUUGUGAAUUUUUCAUCCUUGGAGAGACUCAAUCUCUCUUUUAAUGAUUUUGAGGGUGAAGUACCAAAACAGGGGAUCUUUGCAAAUGCAAGUGCAAUUUCAGUCAUUGGAAACAAGGGCCUCUGUGGUGGUAUACCAGAACUACAAUUACCUAGAGGCUUCAAAGAAGCCAUUCACAAAGGAGGGAAGGCAUCUGUAACAAGUAUCAAAACCAUCAUUUUUGUUGUGAUUUUGACAAUUGUUGUUGUCAUUUCAUGUUCUGUCGGUAUCUUCUUUUGGAUGAGACGUCCAAGGAAGAGAGAUUCUGUUGAAUCUUCUCAUAACGAUUGGCAAUUGCGUCUCUCUUACUUGGAGCUAUUUAGUUCAACUAAUGGAUUUUCAGUGGAUAAUUUGGUUGGUAUUGGUAGCUUUGGUUCUGUGUAUAAAGCUGUUUUACGAGAAAGUGAAGAAGUAGUUGCUGUGAAAGUAUUCAACCUUCAGCAACGAGGAGCUUCUAAAAGUUUUGCAGCUGAAUGCGAGACCUUGAAAAACAUUCGGCAUCGUAAUCUUGUCUAAGGAGAUUUAACAUAUCUUUUAUCUUUGUUUUUAUUUAAUUCCGUGCAUAUUUCAUCUCAGUUUCUUAAUUUCCAGAUCUGAAUAUUUACCUCCCAUCGUGUGCUGAUCUUUUUGUCUCCAUUCUUGUUUGAUCAUCAAGUAUCCUACUGGGAAAAGGUUGUCGGUAAGUUUUCUUAUCAAUUUGAGAGUCCUUAAUGUUCUGGGUUGUCAUAUGUUAGUCUAUUCUGAAGGCUUUUAUUGAUUAAAGAGGCCGACUUGCAAUCAAUUUCUUAAAUCUAUUGGUUCCUAUUCCUUGAACAAAAAAGGAUUGCUUCUUGUAUGAAAACAUACAUUCAGAGCCUACGGAUGCCCUGUUUUUGGUAAGGGACACUGUUAUACUUUAGUACCUAACCGUUGGAUCACUUUGAUCUUUUGAGACCCCAUUCCUGUAGUUAUUUGUCACCUUUGACCAGAAGUCCAAGUUGAUAAGAGCUGAUUUGGAGAUUUAUUUUUAUUUUUUUUGAUAAAAAGGCAAUUAACUAUUACAACGCAAAAAAACAGUACCCCACAAAUCUAAGAAAAGAAAAGUAGAAAUAAAAGGGGGAGGGGAAGCCCAAAUGGACUGGCACUGUGUUGAGGCUCCAUGAGAGGCAAGGGCAUCGGCCACGUAGUUCCCUUCGCGCAUAGUGUGGUGGAAAGUUGAAUUUUGAAAUUGAGACAUGAGAUGCCACCAAUCCGAUAUGAUGUGGUGAACUCCACAAGAGGACCCGUCAACAUUUAUUAUUUUAAUGUGAGAUGGGGGAGGAACUGUCCAUUGAACUAGAGUAUGCCGCCGAAUCUUCAGAGGAAUCUUCUUGGCAAAGUGAUUAGAAAUUUGACUAGCUUGAUGGACAAUUCGAGAUGAAGAAUGGUGAUUGAAGCGAAAUACUGAUUCCAAAAAGGCCACCAGAUGUUCCAACAAAUAUUGAGGGCAUGAGAUAAUUGAAUUUCCAUUGCUCUAGUUUUUGACGGUUGAUUUAAUAACGUGGAUGAACAAGAAGGAAAGGCAUUCCACGCAGUAGUAUAUGGACACCGAGUGCGCAAAGGGACAGUCGAACAAAAUAUGAUGAUCUAUGAGUCCUUCGCCAGAAUACCAAGGGCAUUGAUUAGGAGUAGAGAGACCUCAUGCGCGAAGAAGAGCAUGGGCCGGGAGUUUACCACAAAGAAGCUUCCAAUUAAAAAACUUUAUUUUGGGGGUAGUAUAGGAAUAUGCCAAAGCCGAAGCCAGAUGGGGUCUGGAUUCUUGCAUGUUGGGCCUAGCGAUAUGCGAUAGGCAGAAGAGACAGUAAACAUACCAGAGGCAGAUACAUGGCAUGCCAUCGGCUGCCUCCUCACUUGAGGAGCUCAAAAGGUUGAGGACUAAUUUCAAUGAGAGUUCUAACAUGGCAAGGAACGAUUGAAAACCUUGGAAAAAGCUGCAUCCAAAUUUGAUAAAGUGCUUCCCAAGCAUCUAAGCAAGGAAGCAAUCUCGAGUAGAUAUGUAUCUCAUGAGUGACCGAUCCACUGCAUUAGUACCGUGUGAUCGGCUAGUCCUUGGAGGUACAUGACCAAGUUGGGAACCCAGAAUCAUGAGAUGGCAAGUAAUGUUGAUAUUGAUAUAAAAAAAAAAAAACCUGUGAUGAAUUAUUUCCCUCUCCAUACACUUCUUGUCAAACUCCAUGUCUGUGGAACAUGAAGUAUCUUAACAUAUAUGCAUGCAUGAUACAUGUGUUGAACUGUUCU